Messenger RNA from Trichomycterus rosablanca, 1297 nucleotides. It is a transcript of the gene exo5, whose product is annotated as exonuclease 5. The record is from RefSeq and is a predicted model, not a curated record. The coding region runs from base 183 to 1259 and encodes 358 amino acids. Gene Ontology annotation, molecular function: single-stranded DNA 5'-3' DNA exonuclease activity. Gene Ontology annotation, biological process: interstrand cross-link repair. The transcript has 6 exons. Gene Ontology annotation, cellular component: nucleus. NCBI's taxonomy places the organism in Eukaryota, Metazoa, Chordata, Actinopteri, Siluriformes, Trichomycteridae.
UAAUCGCUGGCAAGUCCAAACAAGCCCCACGAAAACAAACACGUUUAGGACAUAAUGUGUGUCAGUUUGAGUGAUAUAACCUUGUGAACAUUUUAUAAACAUAACCUAUAUAACAGACACAUCAGUACGGAAGACCCAGGUUUGUGAUAGCAGCAGGGUUUGUGUUGUAUCAGGCAGAUGUGAUGAUGAUGGAGCAGACGGAUGAAGACUGGGAUGCGAUAAGUGACGCGGAGUUGCUCCAGAUUCCGCUGGACGAUUUCUCCACAGACAAAUCCUCUCAACCACACAGUAGUCAAAGUGGCAAAAGUCAGGACAUGCAUAACAGGACCCCUAUCACCUCUAAAAGUAUUCACAGCUACGUGCCUCCUCCACUGCGCUUCUUUAAGCGUCACCUAAGUGUCAGUCUACUGUGUGAGCAGACCUGGUGUGAGAUGAAGGUGCAGUAUGGCUUUCUAAAACCCCAAAUCAGAAAACAAGAAAAGAAGCGAACUGAGGUGCAGACUGGUGCAAGCAUUCAUUUAGCAAGAGAGUUGGAGGUCCAUGAUGUUGUAUCAGUUGACGUUGAAACUCCUGAUGAUUUAGUGGCUGUGAGUCUGGUCAAUAUGUUACACAUGAUUCACACGUUGGAGGCAGGAAAGUGUGUGCGUGAGUUUCCAGUUUUGGGUGAAGUAGAGGGUGUGUUUGUGAAGGGUGUAAUUGAUGAGCUGAGUUAUAACCAGAAGGGGGAGCUGGUGUUAAAGGAACUGAAGACCCGCAGGACUGCGUCUCUACCUGGUUCUUCUCAGGCUGUCAGCCACAGCUUACAGGUGAGCUUAUAUAAGCUUCUUUUCGACAAACUGGUGAGAGGUGAAGUAAAGAAGGAGCACAUCCUACAGCACCUCAAUCUCAGUGCGUCCCGGACUCUUGGAGCUGCAGUCAGGACCCAAGCAGCAAAAGUAGGGGUCACGACGGUCACCGUCGGCGAGCUGGUGGACGCUCUUCUCCUCACUUUGGCUUGUUCUGAUCUGCCCUGUGUCGAUGUCCUUCAGCUCGAGUACCAGCACCAAAGUUCCAGUGCCAUCAUUGGCACUGUGACGCCUCCAUUUGAUGAGACCACCCUGCGCAAAGAAGUUUCGGUCUACCUGGAGUACUGGACCCGUCAGAGAGAGGCCAGGGGAGUGGAUAUCGAGGAGGCCUGGAAGUGCUUGUCAUGUCCGUAUGGGGAGAUCUGUGAGUGGAGGACGAACCAAGCUGAUGUACUUCAGUCUGAACAGCAAUAAGUGAAGCAGCAUAAACAGAAAAUAAUUUUAUGAUUUCA